Molecule: messenger RNA, 1809 nt
Organism: Bipolaris oryzae ATCC 44560
Lineage: Eukaryota; Fungi; Ascomycota; Dothideomycetes; Pleosporales; Pleosporaceae
Exons: 6
Coding region: 1-1809 (602 amino acids)
Biological process (GO): transsulfuration
Molecular function (GO): cystathionine gamma-synthase activity; pyridoxal phosphate binding
Source: RefSeq, a predicted model, not a curated record
AUGUCGCCGAUGUUACUCGAAAACGACGUCGAAGUCGGAGAGAGUCUUCCGCCGUCAACCGAGCACGCAGUGAGUGUUUCGCUGCCAACAUGGCGGGCAAAUGUAGGUUAUGAGGAAGGUGAAGAAUGGGUUCUCAGCAAGAUGAAGACGGGGUAUCCGAGAUUCUUCAUUCACAAAAGCAUACAAGCAUUUGUGGCAGCAAUUGCCGAGAAACACGGACGUGAGAAUGAGAGUGCCAUGUUGUUUCCAACACAUUCCACUGCAUCGAGAUGCCAAGAGUUCAUUCUUCAGCAAGUGCCCGAUCUGGAUGCAUCGCAAGUCAGGAUUCUCGACUUCUUACCAACGGGCGAAAAGGCAAGAUCAAAAGAAUUCGACGUAAUCUCUCCUAGAGUAUCUGCCGUGCUUUUCCCAAAAGAUCGCUUCAGCACAGCAAAGGCUUUCUGGCAACAUUCUGGUGACGGUGUAUCAAGUCGGAGAGCAGAGUUCUGCGCCCAAUUGUUCAAAGAAGGUACCCUAGUAGAAGCUUCAACGCUCAACAAGCCACCGAGGGCACCCAAAGGUCCCCGGCGGUACCAAAAGAACACGUCAGUCGACCUCGCUCCUUCGGCUGAUUCUGCAAAUGGCAACGGAGAAGUGCAAGAUCCAACUCGGUUUGUAGAAGAGCGGUUCGGACGCAACCUGGACCUCUCCAAGACUAAGAAAGCCAAGCUGGCAGUUCGAAGACGUAUCGCGGGUUCCCUCACCGCAGAUGUUGAACUGGCUGAAGCGAUCAGCCUAGAUCAAGAUGCUGUAAGGACUAGACCAGUCGCAGGUUUUUCAGAAGACGACGUCUAUCUGUAUCCGACUGGAAUGAGUGCAAUCUUCAACUCUCAUCGAAACCUACUAAGGGCAAAAGGCUCCAGAAAAGCCAUUGUGUACGGAUUUCCUUACAUUGACACACUCAAGAUUACUGAAAAGUUCGGCCCUGGUUCUCAAUUUUACGGCUUUGGCUCCUCGGAAGAACUAGACGAUCUGGAACGGCGAUUGGAGGGCGGCGAGAGGUUUCUAGCUCUGUUCACAGAAUUUCCCGGAAAUCCACUUUUGACGUCGCCUGAUCUUGAGCGGAUACGCAAGUUGGCCGACAAGUAUGAUUUCUGCGUUGUUGUAGAUGAGACAAUUGGAAACUUCAUCAAUGUCAAUGUAUUGCAGUUUGCAGACGUUGUAGUCAGCAGUUUGACCAAAGUCUUUAGUGGGGACUGUAAUGUCAUGGGCGGAGGCCUUGUGCUCAACCCAAAGGCGAAAAACUACUCUCUCCUCAAACGCACCUGGGAAGAAGACUACGAAGACAAUCACUGGGCUGAAGACAGCAUUUUCCUCGAGCGCAACAGCCGAGAUUUCGUCUCGAGAAUCGACCGUAUCAACGCCAACGCAGAGGCAAUUUGCGAUGUGCUGAGCUCACAUCCGCGUGUUAAACAAGUAAACUAUCCCAAAACAUCGCCUUCGCGCCCCUACUACGAUAGAUGCCGGAAUCCCACUGGCGGCUACGGCGGUCUGCUCUCUGCAACAUUCCACAUCAGAGCCGACGCCAUUGCCUUUUUCGACAAUCUCGAUACUGUUAAAGGACCCAGCCUGGGCACAAAUUUUACGCUUAGCUCGCCAUAUGUGAUUCUUGCACAUUAUGGGGAGUUGGAUUGGUGUGCCAAAUGGGGUGUGGAAGCAGAUCUUAUUCGUUUCAGUGUGGGAUUGGAGGAAACGAGUAAGUUGGUGGAUACGUUCAAGAAGGCGCUGGCAGCUUUGCCGGCGCAGGCAGCUGGAGAGACGAAACAGUAA